This is a messenger RNA of Diversispora eburnea, 1431 nucleotides long. Lineage: Eukaryota; Fungi; Glomeromycota; Glomeromycetes; Diversisporales; Diversisporaceae. The record is from the annotation of a GenBank genome assembly.
AUGGAAAGAUUGUAUGAACUCAUCAAGCGUCUCAACCAAUACCCUGAGCCAAAAAAAAAAAAAGAAAUACAGUUCCCCACGGCUGUUGGGACGGCUGGAAAAGGAAAAACCACAUUUUCUCGACGAGCAUAUGAAAAUUCAGAAGUAUACAAUAAGGUUGUAAAAUCCGAAAUAAAAGAAUGUCAGAAAGCGGGUCGGAAUUUCCGAAUUGCAUGUGAUGAUUUAUCAGAUACAGAGCUUAUGGAGAACUUUGAGGCAUCUUUGGGAAAAAUUUUGUUAUAUGAGGCUUUGAAAUAUCGGCUGAAUAGAUUUACUUUCGAGAGCAUUCUUGAUGUAAUUCUACAUUAUAUUCCGUGUUCAAAUAAUAAGAUUAAAACCCCUCUUUUAUCAUCAACAUCGACGAGACAAAUGUAUUGUUUUGACUUACAAAAUGAUAACUGGCUUAGGUCUCUUGCGAGGUCAAGUAAUGCAAAAACUGAAGACAUAUCUUUACCACUACUCAAAUCCGAAGUUAUACUUGAACUAGCCAACUGGGGAUUAACGGUUAAUAAGACAGAAAGGAUCAAUGGUCUCUCUGAACAUCUGAAAUACAUAAUUAAGCUACUUGGUGUUGUGAUUUUCCAAAUGAAUGUUAUUUGUUUGGGUGUUGCUAAUAAUAAGGGUGUAUUUGGUAACACAUUCUACCAAAGUGGAUUACGUUACUUCUUGCAAAAAUGUCAAUAUGAAUCAGGCCGUUGCAAUGAGCCUCUCAUGAGAACGAAACUACACAUUUGUGAAAAAUAUCAUAACUUAGAACACUUCAGAUCAAAUGAUAGCCGCAAAAUAAUUCCCUUCUUGAUGGCAUACACUUCGUUUGGAAUUUGGACUCAUUAUCUCGAUGGAAAUAUGAGGCUCAAGCUUCCAUUUCUCACUUUUCAUGAGAUCUACUCUCAGCGGAACUCUGAUAUGCUUCCAUCUAUCAAGGUCCUCGAGUCCCUAGACGAUGCGACCUCAUCGGAUCAAAAUGAAAGUAAGAAAAGAUCAGGAAGAUAUGUUAUUCAAGUUUCACCUAAACAGAUCAACGAAAAAAACUUGACCAAAGUUGUUAAUGACAUUAACAUUAAAAACCAGUCUACACCAAAAUGUAUUGCCUACCACAACUUGCAGAAUGUCAAAUUCCCUGACUCGUUCUUGCUUACAGACCCACCUAUCCUCAUCCAAGGCAAGCAACUAGUGACUAGUCGUAAGAAUGUGAUUAAAGGCUAUUCAUCAAAGAUUUUAGAUAAAGGCCUUGUGGAGAAAGAGCAUAAUAAGUGUAAAAAAGAGCAUAAUAAGUGUAAAAAUAUCGGAAAACAUAUCUUCCUUUUUGUCACUUAUUCCAAAAAGCGUAAUGACGAGACAUAUGAGAAAAAUGAGAUUUUAAUAGCGGAUAAGGAAAAAAAAAGUAUUUGA